Xenopus laevis (African clawed frog) is the source of this 2555-nucleotide messenger RNA. Its product is annotated as probable serine/threonine-protein kinase DDB_G0277449. The record is from RefSeq and is a predicted model, not a curated record. NCBI's taxonomy places the organism in Eukaryota, Metazoa, Chordata, Amphibia, Anura, Pipidae. The transcript has 14 exons. Bases 732 to 2360 code for a protein of 542 amino acids.
GACACCAAGCAGCUGCGUGUUCCUCCUCCCUCCUCCCUCCUCCCUCGAUCAGUCAGGGAAAGGCAAAGGUGAUUGGCCAGCAGACGGGUUGGGAGGUGUCAGAGUUCCCGUGCUGUUUCACGAAGCUCCUAGGAGAGGUUGCACAUGUUCAGUAAAGUGAAAUGCCACACUUAAAGCAAAGGCUGUCUGCUUCACUUCUUCACACGUGCGUCAGGGCUGCUGAAGAAUGAAAAUGUGGAAGAAAAUGGUCACUCCAUGUUGCUCCUACAGAAGUAGCACAGGUUGAUAAACCAGCUCAGGGUAUCAGGUGCCAUGGGUUCAAUAACCAAGAACAGAAAACCAUUCCUAGCCUAAGAACAACAUCUGAAAAGAGGUCCCAGCGACAAAUGAUACUGGUGCAUCACCUUCAGGCCUGGAUUGGUAAUAUGUGCCCCCGGAGAAGAACAAUAGCAAAAAUGGAGACCAGGUCCAAACAAACAAAAAACGCCCUUGUAUUUCAAGAACCCACCUUAGACCCAAUGCAUAGUGACUUUCUACGGCAUCUUACAGGAAUUUGUGGGCCUGAUGAAGACUGACUGCAGACAAGCCACAAGGUUCAUUAGAUAGCAGUGUUGCAGCUGGUUAGAUGAUGCAGCCUCCAAAUUGAGUUCCAGUUAGUGAUGUAGCAGUUGGUCUUGGUGAGUCAAAAGUAUGGUAGUGUAGAAGGCAACCAGCUGUAAAUAAAUCAAGCUAUGGAUAGAUCUCCAAAUUCUCCUGAAUCCCGUGGGCUCACGAGGAAGAGAAACAUCAAAACAAAGACAAAAGGGGCAAAUAAAAAGAUCAAGCUUAUGGGAAACAGCAUGGAGGAGAAAAGCUUGUGCCAAGUAGAGCAAGAGGAGCAGAAGAGAGAGAGAGAGAGGAAACCAGCAGAAGCUCGUCAACUCAAGAAGAAAAGAAACUUCAACGAUGAGAAAGAACAGGAGUCAAAAAGGAUGAAAAAAAGGAUCAGAAAAAUGGAUAACAUCGAGGAAAAGAACUUGCAUAGCUCCAAAGCACAUUGUGAGAAGAAGGAGAAAACCAGGAAGGAAGAUCCAGAAGAAGGAGAAAGUGGAGCAAAGAGGCCUUGUGUUCCAGCUCAAAGGCCCAAUCCAAAAAACAUCACCAGCUAUCAGUUCCACAAGAAUCUUGGGAAAGGAAAGUUUGGCAAGGUUAUGCUGGCGUCACUGAACAACUGCAGAGAUCAAGUAGCAAUCAAAGUGAUUCAGAAGGCGAGGCAUAUAGAGAACAUCGUGGCAGAGGCACGCACUCUCAGGAUCACUGAAGAUUGUCCCUUUCUCUGCCAUGGAUAUGGAGCUUUCCAAAACCAGCUGAAUAUGUUUCUUAUAAUGGAGUUCAUAAGAGGAGGAUCCUUGGAACAGCUUAUAAAUGAGAAAGGUUGCUUGGACAUGGAUAGCAUAAAAUUCUAUUCUGCAGAGAUGAUCGUCGGUCUACAGUAUCUGCAUUCAUGUGGUAUUGUGCACCGCGAUCUAAAACCAUCAAAUAUCUUACUGAGUGCCGAGGGGCAUAUCAAAAUUGCAGAUUUCGGCCUAGUUGCAGAAAGUAUGUUCGGCAACAAAAAGAUCUAUGCCUUAACAGGGACCUUCCUCUACAUGGCUCCAGAGAUUCUUCUGAUGAGUGGGUAUGACGCAGGAGUGGAUUGGUGGUCUUUUGCCAUUAUUCUAUGCCAAAUGGCCAGUGGAAGAGCUCCAUUCAACAAAGACUUGCCAAUGGAAUACUUCAUCCAAUCAGGGAUCUGGCAGCAUCCUUUCAUUCCUGAGGAUAUCAGUACCGAUCUGAAAAAUCUGCUGCAGGAGCUCCUCCAGAAGAAUCCUGACAAGCGUCUGGGCACGACAGGGGAAAUAAGAAAACACCCGUUUUAUAGAUCGGUUGAUUGGACAGCGUUGGAGAGCAGAAAGAUUCCACCCCCUUUCCAGCCAAGAUCUAUACCAACUGUGGAUGUCAAUGCAGUCUGUGAAGAGCCACUGUCAUUCUUAGAAGAGCCGGACUGCAUCAACACAUCAGGUGGUGUAAUAAUGGUUCAGGGUCUUUCAUUCCUGAGUCCCGGCUGGGAAAGAUCUGCAGGCCCCUUUUGCCUCCAACGUCUGCCCUCCCCACCAUGGGCUCCCACUGUCAGCCCUCCUCUCCUCAGACCUCUGCCAUCAGCCUUCCAUACUUUGGAACCCUACCAUCAGCCUCUUUUUCCUCAGGUUUCCUACAUUGGCACUCCUUACCUUGGGGCCUUGUCAACAGCCCUCCCCUCUCUUGACCCCUACUAUUAUCCCUCUCCUCCUUGGCCCCUGCCAUAUGCCCUUCCCUCCUUAGACCUCCACCAAGCCCCUUAGACGCCCUGCCCUCCGUUCUACCUUCCUCUGGCUCCUUCCAUUGGUCCCUCAGCUCUCUCCUACUUGGCCCCUGAUAUUGGUCCUCCUCACCACAGGCCCCCACCAUUAGCCCUCCUAACCAUGUGCCCCAGCCAUCAGCUCUCUCCCCCUUGGCCCCUGCCAUAUGCCAUUCCCUCCUUAGACCCCACCAGCCCU